Messenger RNA from Talaromyces rugulosus, 474 nucleotides. RefSeq lists its product as uncharacterized. The transcript has a single exon. NCBI's taxonomy places the organism in Eukaryota, Fungi, Ascomycota, Eurotiomycetes, Eurotiales, Trichocomaceae. The coding region runs from base 1 to 474 and encodes 157 amino acids. The record is from RefSeq and is a predicted model, not a curated record.
AUGCGCUUCUCCACCAUCUCGCUCCUCUCCCUCGCCGCGGCGGCGCCAGUUCUCGGUCAAAACAACGGCACCUAUCUCAAGACCCACGCGGGGAAAUACCUAGGCUACACAAUGGUCAGCCGAGGUAUCAUGAUCGGUCUCGCCGUCGACGGGCAAAGCAAGGCUUCCAAGGCAUCUAUCAACAGCAAAGGCAACCUUGAAAUUGAAAUCGAAGGCGGGGAGUCCAAGGCUGGAAUGUCACUGUCAGACAUCUCCGGCGGUCCUGGAAACCUCAGCGAAGUCCUCAUCGGUUACGAAACUCCCACCAAGGGCUUUACAUUUGACCAAAAUGGCGGCCUUACACUUGAUGAAGAGAGGUUCCAUGGAUUUUUCGCGUGCAGAGAAGGAGGUGAAGAAGGCCAGAUGUACUGGGCAACCGAAGAAACGAAAACCCCGGACGGUUGCGAGAAGCUUUCUUUUGCUAAAGUAGCUUAA